Messenger RNA from Penicillium taxi, 1977 nucleotides. Its product is annotated as C2H2-type zinc finger protein. Gene Ontology annotation, biological process: regulation of transcription by RNA polymerase II. Bases 1 to 1977 code for a protein of 658 amino acids. Gene Ontology annotation, molecular function: DNA-binding transcription factor activity, RNA polymerase II-specific; RNA polymerase II cis-regulatory region sequence-specific DNA binding. Lineage: Eukaryota; Fungi; Ascomycota; Eurotiomycetes; Eurotiales; Aspergillaceae. The transcript is spliced from 2 exons. The record is from RefSeq and is a predicted model, not a curated record.
AUGGCUUCGUUUCUCCCUGUCAAUAACUCGAAAGAUCACCCUAUGGAUGGUCCAAGCACCCCUCGUGCCAGCAACCCAGAGACUUCCGUCCAGGAACAACCUUCCAUAGCAGAGCAAUCGCCGGACUUAAUGCCAGACAGGGAAGAUAUUUCGUCAAAGGUCAUAUCGGGACACGCUAGGACCUCGUCAAUGUCCGACGAAACUAUGCACGGGGACUCGGAUGGAGAGCAUGAUGGAUCGGACAAUGAGGGCGAGCCGGGGAAUGCCCCGCCAUCGAAGAAGAAAAAAGGCCAACGCUUUUUUUGCACCGACUUUCCCCCUUGCAAUCUGAGUUUCACCCGCAGUGAACACCUUGCCCGUCAUAUUCGGAAACAUACUGGUGAACGACCAUUCCAGUGUCAUUGCUCCCGCCGCUUCUCGCGACUAGAUAACCUACGGCAGCAUGCGCAAACGGUACACGUCAACGAGGAAAUUCCCGGUGAUUCAUUGGCGGCUACGGGCACUCGGUUCCAACGCCAGGUGCGUACGGAUCGAGUGCGACCUCCGGGUCGCGCACGAGCAGGUACGGGGGGCAGCGUGGGUGGACACAGCCGGGGCCAUAGCAGGAAUCUAUCGACCUCGAGUAUUGCAUCCACCGCAUCGACAUAUAGCCAGCCCCCGGAACUGCGGCGAAGACCUCCGCCGCUCAUCAUGUCCAACGACCCGGCGGCUCGCUCUCGGUUAGGGCUGGAUCCCAUGGGGGAGCCUCCACGGACACCGCCAGGUCAGAUUCGUGGCAUGGCUGGUCCAAACGUGGCCGGAUCUCCUUACACACCAUCCAACAUGUACACCGCGGGAAUUAACGGCAGCCCGCAGUAUGCCUCCCCGAUGUCCGGUGCACAUGGCUUCUGGGAGGGUAAGACAGCCGCUCGCCGACUCUCUGUGCCCACCAGCAGCAAUCCCUUUCUCGCUCAGCAUGCAAAUAUAUAUCCGUCAUCAUACGCCCCUUCUCCCGCCGGCCCACCAUACCCUACCGCCGCAGGAGUUUUUGCCAGCCCUACCAACAGCAGCUAUCCUUUGUCUAGAGACGAGGCUACGCUGAGUCAAGCAGAAGCUGAGAUCCGAAGAAGAACUUGGCAUCCCUCGACAUAUCCUGUAUUUAAUCGACCGUCAACUAGUGGCCUGAGCCAUUACCACACUCCAGACACCGUCCAGCCAUCCUUCGGUGCCAACAAUUCAUCCGAGCAACCGCCUCGCCUGCCGGGCAUUGAGAGCUUCGACAAAGUUGUCAACCGACCGUUGACCCCUCCCACCCGAAAAGCCAGCCCCAUGCAAAUAGACAGCCACGGCCGUGCUCUCCCGCCAAACUACGGCUUUGGCUCUGGUUUCAACUACAACCAACCGCCAGUGCGCCCAGCACCCCCCAUCUCCGGCCCAGGCCAUCGUCGUGGCCAUGUGUCGUGGGACAUGUCAUUGCACACGAACCUCACGGGCCUUGAUAUUCGAGACCGACGAGCUUCGCGGGAUGCAUCGCAAUGGGGCCAACAAACCCUUGCAGAUAUCCAGAGCAUUGGCUCUCGGCCCUCCUCAUCCUACCAACCAACCUUCGGACCUACUGCCGAAAGAAGCCCUGAAUACCACCGUGGCCAUGCUCAUAGCCUCUCGACUGGAAGCCGGGCGACGCAUACAUCUCCCGAAGACUCCAGCAGCAGCGAGGGCGUACAUACCCCAUCCACCGCAUCGGUGGAAUACCACCCGGCGAUUGUACACAGCAGCGGGUAUAUUGAAUCCCACGACUCUUCCAUUCCCGAUCAUCAUCCUCAACCGAUCUGUGGUCGACAAGCCUCUCACGCCGAUGGCUACCCGGGUCAUAUCGAGCAAGAGCCCCGCCAUGAUGUGUUUGCCGACUCCGCCGUACACAAUUCCGGUAUGGGCCGCCUUGAAGCACUGGUGGCUGUUGCAACCAGUGAAAACCGAGCACCUAAAUUAUACACGUAG